Messenger RNA from Xyrauchen texanus (razorback sucker), 2657 nucleotides. RefSeq names its product ephrin-B2a-like. Gene Ontology annotation, cellular component: plasma membrane. The transcript has 5 exons. The coding region runs from base 470 to 1477 and encodes 335 amino acids. Gene Ontology annotation, molecular function: ephrin receptor binding. Lineage: Eukaryota; Metazoa; Chordata; Actinopteri; Cypriniformes; Catostomidae. The record is from RefSeq and is a predicted model, not a curated record. Gene Ontology annotation, biological process: axon guidance; blood vessel morphogenesis; ephrin receptor signaling pathway.
CAAAGACGAAGAACAGGCGAGCCACUCAUACUGCCUUUAAAUGAGAUACGUCAGUAACAUCUGAGUUUCGAAAAACUAUCCAAAGCAUCCACUUUUUAACAAUUUUUCUUCUUCUAUAUUCUUAGGAAUGUAGGCUUCGCAGAGGAUACAUAAAGACAUUUUAAUAUCCAAACAAACUGAUUGCAUGGAUUUUCGCCCGCCGUCUACCGAUUUUGUAUAAAUUGUCCGCUGCUGUGCCAGUUGCGCUGGAGCAGUUAUUUUAGCUCGUUUUAUCGAAUUGUUCCUUUUAUGAAGGGCUUCGUUUCGAAAUAAAUCACUGACUCCGUUUGCAACAGAUGAGAGCGCUCAACACAUCGGAUUCUUCUCGCAAGUGACCGAUUUGUGCCUGUGGAUCUCCCACUUGUAUACAGAUUCAAGCGCAACCCGUUAUAAUAUCACAUUUUGACUGGAGAACUCAUUGUACAUCGCAAUGGAUACAACUAUGUGGAGUUAUAUUGUUGGUCUUUUCGUGGUUGCUUGCCGAAUAAAACUGGCCCGGUCUACAAUUUUAGAAUCAAUCUAUUGGAAUACUUCGAACAGCAAGUUUGUUCCGGGAAAGGGUUUGGUACUAUACCCCCAGAUUGGGGACAAAAUGGACAUUGUGUGUCCACGAAUCAAGGCAGGCUCCACUGAGCAGAUGAACAUAGAAUACUUCCGUGUCUAUCUUGUUACCAAAGAGCAACUGGAGACCUGUCGUGUUGCUAAGGGUGACAUGGCUCUGCUCAGCUGUGACAAACCGGACCAGGACGUGAAGUUCACCUUUAAGUUUCAAGAAUUCAGUCCCAAUCUGUGGGGCCUGGAGUUCCUCAAAGGAAAGGACUAUCACAUCAUCUCCACAUCAAACAGUACUUUUGAAGGUUUGGACAAUCAUGAUGGUGGUGUUUGUAAGACCAAAUCCAUGAAGCUGAUCCUGAGAGUUGGACAGAGUCCUACAGAUUCAUUCUCAGCGAAAAACCACCCAACAAGUUAUCCUCCAAAAAACCCUAACAAUGAUGACCAAAGCAUCUUCAACAAAGAAAAUGAUGUUGUUAGUAAAGUUGACUCUAUACAGAAUGGCGAGCCCGGUGGGAAAAAUGGAGAGUCUGUAGGAUCCACUGGUUCUGAAGUGGCCAUGUUUGCUGGUGUGGCAUCUGGUACUGUCAUCUUUAUCGUCAUCAUCAUUGCUCUUGUAGCACUUCUGCAUCGCCGCCAUCAGAAACACUCUGCACAAUGCUCCGCCCAAUUGCCAUUAAGCACACUGCCCAAGCGCGGAAGUGCAGCAAGUGGCGGAAGCAACAAUAACGGCUCUGAGCCGAGUGACAUCAUCUUUCCACUUCGGACCUCAGGAAGCAUGUACUGCCCACACUACGAGAAGGUUAGUGGUGACUACGGACACCCCGUCUACAUUGUCCAAGAAAUGCCACCACAAAAUCCUGCAAACAUUUACUACAAAGUUUGACAGCAAGCACCAAGGAUACUAAUACAUUUCAAAUGAUGGACAUCUGCAUUUUGAUGGCAUUGAGAUGGUUGGUUUAGCCCAAUAAGUUGGAUGCUACAUGGGCAGCAGUCUAGUUCAGAAGAACUUCUGGAUUCUGGUGCACAUAGGAAUUUGAUCUUCUGUUGAUACCUUAACGUGAUAUGAGAAAGCUGAAUGACUUUCAAAGCCUAGAACAAUCUCACAAAUGAACAUGUCAUCAAAGUGCUGCAAAAUCAUACUGAAUAAAUCUCAAAUAAAGGGAAAAACCUGGAGUGGUCAUGUGAAGAGAGCUACGCAUCUUAGAGUAAUCUACCAGACAUAAUUUCUUGAAGCAGGAUCUUAUUAAUCUGAUUAUGUUACGAGCAUACGGGUCCAUUUUUUAUUUAUUGUUUUUGCUUAUUUUCACAAAUCUCAACUCCCAGAUCUUAGCUGAAAAUGGUCUUUGGAAUUCCUCAAUGUUUUUGAGUCAAUCCUAAGAAAGUCUGUUUUUUAAAGACUGUCUGCAUCCCAAAGCUGGCCUCAUGGAUGUAUAUUACAAUUCACAGACUUUUCUAGCCCUUAUUCAGUUUCAACAAAGUGUCAAUGUGCAAGACUUUGCCCAUGUGGUCCUCAAAACACAUGUGGUUCUUUCAAAUUUGCUUAUGACUUUUUAAACAUUUAUUCAAAGAACAAACAAACAAAACUGAAAAUCAACAUGCAGAAAGCCUCUUUGUUGACUUGUUAGUGUAAAUACAAUAUCCAGGCAUUUAAAUUAUGCUUUAAGUUAUGCUUUAUAUGAAUCUGAACACUUGUUUGCCCAUUUUCCUACAACAUGUUUGAUCAUCAUUGUUUAAACAUGAUAAAAAUGCAAGGAAAGUACUUCCCCAAACCAGAAGCCACAUGUUGCUGUUACACAUGGAUAUAUCACAAGUACACAUGAUCAACAUGUUUGUUUAAAAAAAAAAGUGCAGUUGUUAGACUUGUUUCUUAAUUCUAGCCAAUAGUGUGUUGAGGAAUAUUCACAUUCCAGUCGACUGGCAAUGUUGAAUAAGUUGAUUCAACGUAGUCACUUGUGCUGCUCUCUUAAGAUUUUUGUUUUUGUAUGAAUGAAUGAAUGGAUGGAUGGAUGGAUGAGAAGUACACAAAGUUGUUUUCUAUUGUUUAAAUAAACUAAGUGGCCUCU